Centrocercus urophasianus (Greater sage-grouse) is the source of this 6834-nucleotide messenger RNA. RefSeq names its product potassium sodium-activated channel subfamily T member 2 (gene KCNT2). Gene Ontology annotation, biological process: potassium ion transport. Bases 17 to 3469 code for a protein of 1150 amino acids. NCBI's taxonomy places the organism in Eukaryota, Metazoa, Chordata, Aves, Galliformes, Phasianidae. The transcript has 29 exons. The record is from RefSeq and is a predicted model, not a curated record. Gene Ontology annotation, cellular component: membrane. Gene Ontology annotation, molecular function: intracellular sodium-activated potassium channel activity.
GCCUCCGCCGGGCAGGAUGGUGGACUUGGACAGCGAGGUCCCCCCGCUGCCGCCGCGGUACCGCUUUCGAGAUCUGCUGCUGGGUGACCAGGGCUGGCAGAGCGACGACAGGGUGCAAGUUGAAUUCUAUAUGAAUGAAAACACAUUUAAAGAGAGACUAAAACUCUUCUUCAUCAAAAACCAAAGAUCAAGUCUGAGAAUACGGUUAUUCAAUUUUUCACUUAAGCUAUUAAGCUGUUUCUUAUACAUAAUUCGUGUGCUUCUGGAUGACCCUACACAAGGACAUGGAUGCAAGGAAUUAAACCGGGAUUGUUACAAUCAAAAUUACACACCCGGAACAAUUGAUUGGUCUCCUAUUAUUUGGGUGAAUCGAAGUUUGCCUUUAUGGGGAUUACAGGUUUCAGUGGCUUUAAUAAGUCUCUUUGAAACACUAUUGCUGAGUUAUCUUAGCUACAAGGGAAAUAUCUGGGAACAAAUUCUGCGAAUACCCUUCCUGCUGGAAAUAAUAAACGCUGUCCCUUUCAUCAUUACGAUUUUCUGGCCAGUCCUAAGAAACCUGUUUAUUCCUGUUUUUUUAAACUGUUGGCUAGCAAAGCAUGCUUUGGAGAAUAUGAUUAAUGAUCUUCACAGAGCCAUCCAACGUACACAGUCUGCAAUGUUUAACCAAGUCCUCAUUUUAAUAUCCACUUUACUGUGUCUUAUCUUCACUUGUAUUUGUGGAAUUCAACAUCUGGAACGAGCAGGAAACAAGUUGACUCUCUUUGACUCCCUUUAUUUCUGCAUAGUGACAUUUUCCACGGUGGGCUUUGGGGAUGUUACACCCAAGAUAUGGCCUUCAAAGCUGCUUGUUGUCAUUAUGAUCUGUGUUGCUCUUGUGGUGUUGCCCAUACAGUUUGAACAGCUGGCGUAUUUGUGGAUGGAGAGACAGAAGUCCGGAGGCAACUACAGUCGACACAGAGCUCAGACGGAAAAACACAUUGUGCUGUGUGUCAGCUCUCUGAAGAUUGAUCUACUUAUGGAUUUUUUAAAUGAAUUCUAUGCUCACCCUAGGCUGCAGGACUAUUAUGUUGUUAUUUUGUGUCCUACUGAAAUGGAUGCUCAGGUCCGGAGAGUGUUACAAAUCCCGAUGUGGUCUCAAAGAGUUAUCUAUCUUCAAGGCUCAGCACUAAAAGAUCAAGACCUGUUGAGAGCAAAAAUGGAUGAUGCUGAAGCUUGUUUCAUUCUAAGUAGCCGCUGUGAGGUGGACAGAACAGCAGCUGAUCAUCAAACCAUUUUAAGAGCAUGGGCUGUUAAAGACUUUGCCCCGAACUGCCCUUUGUAUGUCCAAAUACUGAAACCUGAGAAUAAAUUCCACAUCAAGUUUGCAGAUCACGUUGUGUGUGAAGAAGAAUUCAAAUAUGCUAUGCUAGCUCUAAACUGUAUAUGUCCAGCUACCUCUACAUUGAUCACACUGCUGGUUCAUACCUCCAGGGGACAAACGGCACCAUGGGAAGCUUUUCGACAACUAACUGGAACCAGACAGACUCUGAACAGAGAGAGUCAGCAAUCAUCAGAACAGUGGCAGAAAAUGUAUGGCAGAUGCUCUGGUAAUGAAGUGUUUCACAUUAACCUGGAAGAAAGUACUUUUUUUGCUGAGUAUGAGGGGAAAAGCUUCACAUAUGCUUCUUUCCAUGCACAUAAAAAGUUUGGAGUCUGUCUGAUUGGUGUUAGAAAGGAAGAUAACAAAAACAUUUUGCUGAAUCCAGGUCCUCGGUAUAUCAUGAGUUCUACAGAUAUAUGCUUUUAUAUAAAUAUCACCAAAGAAGAGAAUUCUGCUUUCAAGAAGCAAGAAAAACACAGAAAAAGACAUGAAUCAAAAUUAUCUUAUCAUGGAGCAUCUAGGUUGCCUGUACACAGUAUAAUAGCCAGCAUGGGAACCGUAGCUAUCGAUUUACAAGACACAGGAUGCCGAACGUCCAGCGGACCUACACUAGCUCUUCCUUCUGAGGGAGGUAAAGAAGGCAGACGGCCCAGUAUAGCACCUGUUCUGGAGGUUGCAGACUCAUCCUCACUUCAGGCAUGCGACCUUCUAAGUGACCAGUCAGAAGAUGAAACCACUCCAUCUGAUGACGAAGUCUCUGCAGGCUUAGAGUAUGCCAAAGGCUAUCCUCCUUACUCUCCUUACAUUGGAAGUUCUCCCACAUUUUGUCAUCUUCUGCAUGAAAAAGUACCCUUCUGUUGUCUAAGACUAGAUAAGGGGUGCCAGCAUAACUACUAUGAAGAUGCCAAAGCCUAUGGAUUCAAAAAUAAAUUGAUUAUCGUUGCAGCAGAAACUGCUGGAAAUGGCUUAUAUAAUUUUAUCGUCCCACUUAGAGCUUAUUACAGACCGAAAAAAGAACUCAAUCCCAUUGUAUUACUCCUGGAUAACCCCCUAGAUGACUUAUUAAGAUGUGGGGUCACCUUUGCAGCUAAUAUGGUGGUGGUGGACAAAGAAAGUACAAUGAGUGCUGAGGAAGACUACAUGGCAGAUGCUAAGACCAUUGUAAAUGUUCAAACACUCUUCAGGUUGUUCUCGAGCCUAAGCAUUAUCACAGAGCUAACUCACCCCGCCAAUAUGAGAUUCAUGCAAUUCAGAGCCAAAGACUGCUAUUCUCUUGCUUUAUCCAAAUUGGAAAAGAAAGAACGGGAGAAGGGAUCUAAUUUAGCAUUUAUGUUUCGACUGCCCUUCGCCGCUGGCAGGGUUUUCAGCAUCAGUAUGUUGGACACACUGCUGUACCAGUCAUUUGUGAAAGAUUAUAUGAUCUCUAUCACAAGACUUCUCCUAGGACUUGAUACAACACCAGGAUCUGGGUUUCUUUGUUCAAUGAAAAUCACAGAAGAGGAUUUAUGGAUUAGGACAUAUGCCAGACUAUAUCAGAAACUUUGUUCUUCUACAGGAGACAUUCCAAUUGGAGUCUACAGGACAGAAUCCCAAAAGCUUACAACGUCUGAAUCUCAAAUCUCUAUCAACGUAGAAGAAUGGGAAGACACUAAGGACACCAGGGAACAGGUUAACUAUCGUAGUAAUCAUCGUAACUCAACAUCUAGUGAUCAGUCCGAUCACCCCUUGUUACGACGAAAAAGCAUGCAGUGGGCUCGACGGCUGAGCCGAAGAGUACCGAGACACUCUGGUAAAACAGCUGAGAGAAUAAGCCAGCAGCGAAUGAACCUUUACAGGAGGUCAGAAAGACAGGAACUUGCUGAGCUUGUGAAAAACAGAAUGAAACAUCUGGGCCUGUCUCCAGCAGGAUACGAUGAAAUGAAUGAUCAUCAGAACAACCUUUCUUACAUCCUGAUCAAUCCUUCUCCAGAUACAAGAUUAGAGCUGAAUGAUAUAGUAUACUUGAUCCGACCUGAUCCAUUGGCUUAUGUUCCAAACACAGCAUCCAUCCGAAAAGACAGCUUCUGCAAUACAGUGGGACAAGAUACCAGAGAGGAAACACAACUUUGAUAUGCAAUUCAACAAAAUUAACAGUUUUAUACACAUAGUUUCCUCCAAUCAUUUUGAAAACUAAGUGGUACAUUUUAUUCAGUUUUUGGAAACAAAGUGACAGUAGGUAAGUCACUUAUUUUAGAAACACGGUCUCUAGAAACUCUUACGAGUUUCCUCAUGAUUGUCAAGCUUGUAGCCUGUUCAACAUUGUAGUUGAACUUCAGUUUAGCAGAAAACUGUUAUGAUUUAACCAAUAUGAAGAAAUGAUUAAAGAAGAGACUCCAAAAUGUUUCACUUAGAAGCUUCUAAGUAUAUCUAUCAAGGUGGCAGCAUGUCUGCAAAUAAGUUCCCGACAUAAAUCAUAAAAGAUUAUCUGAUGUCCAUCAAGGGAUCAUGUAUGCGUAGCAGAAAAUAAGUUAAUAUUUAAAGUUAUCAAAGAGGAUGUUUGUGCCAAGAAUACAACCUCUGAGAUAAUUUUCAAGCUUAACUUGUCACCCAUUUAUAUUUGAACAGCCUUGUUUUACUCCCAUUAUGGCCUCUAGGACUUGAAUGUUUGCUCUGUGAGUUUACAGAUGACACAGCUUAGUCAUGCUGUAGAGAUUGACCUGAGGCACAUCUACUGAAAAAUUAGCUCAGAGAAGCUCAGAGAAUCUCACAGAGGCAUUUCAAGAAGGAACAAUUCAUAGAGCAAGCAAAGCAGAACUUUUAAAGGAAUUAUAUAAAAGCAGUCCUUUACAUUUGCAAAAAUCUGGUAAGAAUAUGUGAAGCUACAAACAGCUGUAGCUCAGAUGAAGAAUGAAUCAUUUAACAUGAGUUUUCAGUCACAGAAUGGCUUGGUUGAAAUGGAACUUAAUUAUCAUCAAGUUCCAAUCUACCUGCCAUGAGGAGGGUUGCCAUCCACUAAAUCAAGUUGGUAGCAAGAAGACUCAAUGGAUGAUGCCAAAGGCAAGUGUCUCUCCAGGGAGCAACUAAAACCACAGAUUGUUCCCACUCCCACGGCGAUACCAGAACUCCCAACUGUUCAAACUACAAGCAUACCCCAUUCAUAUUACCCAAAUACGAUACUUGUUCAUAUGAAACUACAUAUCAUAAUGAAAAUGAGAAAAGCUUGUAAUCUAUUCCACAAAAUGAAUGGAGCACUACAUGAAAUGGAUUUGAAGGGUUUGGCAUUCAAUACGCAAGAAAGCAUCUACAGUGUAUGAAGCAUCUGAAGCUGCUACAGAAUCUCCAGUCUACAUAUACAAGAAUCCCAGAAGUUUUGGUCAAGAAUUUACAGAAGUAAACAUAGUUGUACACAAUCUUCAAAACAUUCUUGCUUUGCCAUUGAUCAUGAAAGGGGAGGAAGGUCCUUAAGGUUCAAACCAUCCUGCUACAACAAUCAAUACAGGACUGUUACAAAAAAAUUGACAUGUGGACUGAAGUUGCAGAACCGAUAAUUCUUUGAAUUCCCUUGAUGUUCUCUGUGUACAGAGAAAUCCAGUCUAAAAACAUUUUUUUAUUAUUUGGAAAAAAAGCAUAGCUGAUAUUGUUCUGAAAAAUAAAAUGCCAAGCUGCCUGAAGAACAAGCAAGUAUGCUUAUCAGUACUGCAAGUACGUAAAAAAUCACAUCACACUCCUGUUAGGAAUAACACAAGGUCUGCUAUUAUUUCUUCUCUUCCUCUUAAUUUUUCCAAAACUAAACUGUAAGGAAUUAGAGGUCUUAGAGCAAACCAAAGCAAUCAGAUGUUUCAAAGCAAUUGAAACAAUUGCUCAUACCAUCUCUUAGACAGAAUCUUGUCCAGAUUGCAUCACAGAAACUAUCACAUAGAAAUAAUUGUUUGUAAAAUGAAUAGCCUUCUAUUUUUAAUACCUUCAGAGAGAAGACUAUGCCAGUUGUAUAUUUCCAAGCAAGAGAAGUGUUUUAUAAAAUGUUCACUCCAAAAUAUUAGAACAAUUCUGUGUUUCAUACUGAAGGUCUUUCUAACACAGCCUCAAGUAGGCAAACAGAAUUUCAGAAACAUGCCUAGUAUCCACAACCAGCAAGCUACUCUGCUUUUCACACAGUAUAUCCCGGAGUCAUCCAAACCAGACAUUAUCUGUACAUUGCCUGAUGUAACCGCAACAGAUUUAAAGACUCUCUGCCAUAAGAAUAGUUAGGGCUCCAUGCCUGGCAUUUACCAUCCUAUAAACAAGUAGAAAUAAGUAGUUAGGCAUAUUCAUUUUUCUACCCAACUCAGUGGAACAGUAGCAUCUAUUGUCACUUGAUAUUUCCUAGACUUGAUGGAUUUUUAAUUGCUCAAUAGCCCUAGAGACAGGUAGAGACAACUUGCAGCAUGUCUAAAAUAAAGCAAAGAUAAUUUUUCUGAAUAUAAAUGCUUGGUUCUUUUCAAAUUCUACUGGAAGAUGAGCAAGGUAAAAGCUAGCAGCUUCUUUUGAGACAAGUCUAAUAACACAUUGAUGAUGCACUGCUCUAUCCCGUAAUUCAAGAUGUGCCACCUUUCAUGCUGGAAGCAGAACAGCUUUGCUUCCCCAGGCACAUCUUCAGACCCCAUUCUAGUGGGAUUUAAGCCUUUCAAGAACCAUACCGAGUACUCUACAUUACACUGAAUGAGAUAGCACACAUAUUCCUUGAUGGCCAUGAAGGCAGUUCUUUGAGGAUCACUUUACAGGCAAUCUUGUGUUCACAUAUUUCUUGCUAAGAUUAUCAGCAAUAUAAUACAGCUGGACUGGAGAUCAAGUUGAGAAAAAGUAAUAUCCAUGCUCAAUGCUAGAGGAGGGAUGACAAAGCUUCAGAGUCAUUGGGUCCAGAAGACUUGAACAGAGUUGUGUCUGAUGACAGUUCACUCAGUGAAUACAGAGAUUAAACUUACGAUCAUUUACAAAAGCAAGUGACUAAAUUCUGAACCAACUGUCAGAAGCCAGAUGGCCAAAUAACAUCUUUUCCCCACUCAAUCAAAGAAAACAGCAGAUUUCAGUCUGUAUUUAACUGUAUGUACUUUUUUUCUUCUCUUUGUAACUCAUAUUAAUAGCAAACCAGACAUGCUCUCUUUACCAAACGCUUCCUUGAACAACUACGAGGAAACCUGGAAGUCAAAGGGACGAAACAUGUUAUUUAUUCUACAAUAAAAAGUCACAAUAGGUAUUACCGUGGAAUACACUGUGUUUCCUUUACUGUUCCACUCCAGUUCCAGAACACGCACUAACAAAACUUGAGUUCUCAAAAUCUGUAAUAGUGUGAGUUAAUGAAGUUUUCAUUUUAAUUUCCAAGUCAAACUGUUACAAUAUAGUUCCUUCAACCAUAGCUUCCUACCUUUGUAGCAAAUUGUGUACUUCAAAGUAUUUAAGUUACUGAAGACUUCUUAUACAUCUGUUUACUACCGCACCAACAAAAUGCAAAAUAAAUA